Mytilus californianus (California mussel) is the source of this 1237-nucleotide messenger RNA. RefSeq lists its product as uncharacterized. The coding region runs from base 137 to 1237 and encodes 366 amino acids. The record is from RefSeq and is a predicted model, not a curated record. Lineage: Eukaryota; Metazoa; Mollusca; Bivalvia; Mytilida; Mytilidae. The transcript has a single exon.
UAAAAUACAUAAAAGGUAUGAUUUGACGUGAUUUAAUGCGCACCUGGUUUCACUCAGGAAGAACUAUUUUUAAACUGAUUAUAUAUUUCAGCGCAGUACUUCCUUGUUUGAGUUUUGUAUUGAAUAUGAAAAUGACAUGGCAUCAAUAGAAGGUAACGAUGAAGACAUAGUGUGGUCCGAUGAAACACAGAGCAUUAGAGAUGUGGUAUACUCUAGUAUGCCAGCCAUUGUGCGGGUGGCCGAAGGCUUUUAUGGAGAGAAUGAUGCAGAAUCAUUUUCAAGAGGAGAUUUGCUAAAACUUGACUUUGUGAAAAGUAUUCAAAAAGUAUUUGCAACGGUUGUGUCAUCAUGGAGCGAAGCCAUUCUGGAAGACCGAACCGGUUAUAUUCAACCAGACCGUGAAAUUAUCAUUCCACUCGGGUACAAAGGUAAGGUUGUUAUAACAAGACCACCAACCGAAUUUAAAGUGUAUACAUCUGUCACUGAACUUAUGAGAGACUUUCCACGUUAUGUAAGGGUUGAUACUCCAUUCUUUGCACAAUCAAAUCAAGAUCAAGCUAUACGUAUAGAAUCUGGCAAAAGGUUAGAAUUGGAUCGAUUUUUACCUAACCAGGGACUGAUUGCAAAAUAUGACGACGAUGUUGUAGUCCUAAACAAUAGUGUAAAAGGUCGGUUUGUUCCACUACCAGAUGAAACGGAAUACACACUGACAGAUGUGAUUGAUAAAUUGCCACUUCCACAAUUCGUAAGAUUUGUAGAAGAUGAGUUUGAAAAGGUUCUUACGACAGAUUUGCAAAGCGCUGUUGAAAACGUCCAGGCAUUUACUGGCUGUGUAAAACUUAAACGAGUAUUUAGAGAAGAAGUAGUCGUUGGACAUCAUAAACCACAACUGCCAUACAUGCCUGAAAGUUUAAGGGCUGAAAAUGAAAAGUAUGUUCAUAGAAGUAUUGUUCUGUUGCCGUUAAGCAGGGAUGCUGUCAACGAAAUUGAAGUGAAUGUACCAAUUUAUUCUGAGCCAGAUGAAUACGAACUUCUGGCAGUUCGUAAUUUUUCACAAACGUCACCAAAUAUGGAUGUUAUUGAUGGAAGUCUGUAUCUCGAAUUUGCAAAGAACCCAAGGAGUUUUUACGUGAUUGAUGACACAGAAGAAGCGACAAAGAGACCUUUGUCCAUACCUGAAGCACCUCCCCCUGUGCCGCCUCGUCCUGGUCAUCAUACAGAAGGUAUAUAUUUCUAG